AUGACAGUUAAUACGAAUAUUUUGCAUCCAAAUCAAUAUAAUACAGACGUAAAAAUAUCAAAAGAACGAUAUACUAAUUUUGAUAAUGACACUCUUAAGAAAUUUGGAACUGACUAUUCAUAUAAGCAUCAAAUAGUCUGGAAAAAUGCUAUCGGAUUCUUUAUUUUACAUAUAUUGGGUAUUUGGGGGCAUUUUAUAGUAUUCACUGGCGGCAUUUACUGGCAAACGUUUAUAUGGGGUGCAUUACUACUAGUCACAAGUGCGGAAGGUGUCACCAUUGGAGCUCAUAGACUAUGGUCACACAGAACAUUUAAAGCAACACCUCUACUAAAAACCAUUUUAUUAAUACUCCAAACUCUUGCUGGACAGAACUCAAUAUUCACUUGGUGUCGCGACCACCGUUUACAUCAUCGCUACUCAGACACCGAUGCAGAUCCCCAUAACUCAAAAAGAGGAUUUUUCUUCAGCCAUAUUGGAUGGCUCCUAUGCAAGAAACAUCCAUAUGUAAAGGAAUUAGGAAGAAGAAUUGAUAUGAGUGACUUACAAAAUGACUGGAUGAUAAUGACACAAAAAAAAUAUUACCCCUACCUAUAUUUAAUAAUUGCUGUGAUAAUCCCUAUAUCAGUACCAUACUAUUAUUUCGGAGAAUCUUUAAAGAAUUCGAUAUUGGUGUGUUACUUCGCCAGAUACGUUUUUCUAUUAAAUGGAACUUGGUUAGUUAAUAGUGCUGCACAUCUCUAUGGAACACGACCAUAUGAUAAGAAACUUCAACCCGUUGAGUCUUGGUUCGUCUCAUUUUUAACUCUUGGAGAGGGCUGGCAUAACUAUCACCAUGCUUUUCCUUGGGACUACAAAGCCGCCGAGCUAUCUAUGCAUUUCAAUCAAUCAGCUACUUUUAUAAGGAUGUUUGAAAAAUUAGGACUUGCUUAUGAUUUGAAAACUGCAUCCCCAGAUAUGGUACAGCGACGUAUAAUUCAAACAGGAGAUGGAACGCAUUACGCUCUCGGCAAUGACGAAGACAGAAAUGCUGUCACUUGUAUUGGCAUUAAGCAUCCUAUAAACCCUACAUAUACAGUGAAAUAUCAAGAUCCUACUGUUAUGCUAGCAAUAAGAGGUUUACCUCUUAACCACCAAGAUGAUUACUUAGAACCUAAUGUUCUUAAAAGAAAUGUUGCCGCCUCUUAG
Danaus chrysippus (African queen) is the source of this 1185-nucleotide messenger RNA. The record is from the annotation of a GenBank genome assembly. NCBI's taxonomy places the organism in Eukaryota, Metazoa, Arthropoda, Insecta, Lepidoptera, Nymphalidae.